Messenger RNA from Heterobilharzia americana, 615 nucleotides. NCBI's taxonomy places the organism in Eukaryota, Metazoa, Platyhelminthes, Trematoda, Strigeidida, Schistosomatidae. The record is from the annotation of a GenBank genome assembly.
AUGGAGAAACGUGUUCAGUUAAUUAACGAAAUGGCUAAACUUACUAUACAAACUAGACAUUUCCACGAUAUUCAAAUGGAAAUUAUAGAGAGAACGAAAAAUAAUUUACCAGAUUGCUUGCAUGGAUUUGAUAUACUGUUGAAACGAGACUUGACUAAUGUAUCCGGUAUUUGUGAUUCACUUGAAAAUUUAACAGAGGAAUAUAUUCAAACUGUUAUUGAAGAACAGUUGAAUCUAUUUGAACCAGCGCAUAUGAUGAGUAUAUUAAAUUCAACGCGAUUACUUGAAAAUAGUCAAGAUAUACAAUUGCCUGAAAAGAUUUUAUCCAGUGAAAUUUAUGCAAAAAAUAUUCAUUUUGGUCUUGAAGAAUAUUUACAAGCUAAAAUUAAUUAUUUUAUAGGAAUUAUUAAUUUAAAGUAUACAAAUUUAAAUCGAAAGACAAAUAUUCCUACAGAUUGCGAAAAUCAAGUACAUUUAAAUUAUGAUAAGUUAUCAACUGUUGAAACUAUUCAUAAACAAUUUUACCAUCUUUGUAGAGAUUUUAUGUCUUGUGAUUAUAAAGAUGUUAUCACUGAUUUAAUUCAGUCGACUAUUGUAAAUUCUAGGGGAAAAUAG